Molecule: messenger RNA, 2355 nt
Organism: Onychomys torridus (southern grasshopper mouse)
Lineage: Eukaryota; Metazoa; Chordata; Mammalia; Rodentia; Cricetidae
Gene: Echdc1
Product: ethylmalonyl-CoA decarboxylase 1
Exons: 6
Coding region: 597-1496 (299 amino acids)
Biological process (GO): fatty acid beta-oxidation
Cellular component (GO): cytosol
Molecular function (GO): enoyl-CoA hydratase activity
Source: RefSeq, a predicted model, not a curated record
UGAUAGGGGAGGAGCACCUUUUCCGGCGCCUCCCGAGCGCGGCGAGUCUCCGCGCAGGCGCACUGCCCUCUGCCGGCUCUUGCAGGCAGUGCAGGCGCCGGCCCCCAGGGGGCUCGUGCAGGGGUGCUGGAGGUGGCAGGGAAGAUUCCUGACGUGCUGCAGGGAGCGUGGGCAAACCUCGACGUUAGCAAUCUCAGAGGACGGGGAGAUUGGAGAUCAGCUCUCCGCGUUGGUUUCUGAGUGCUUUGGAGUCCCCGUGGGAACUUAGGUGAUGUUCCCUUGGAUCCCUAUAAGGCCUACUUGGGAACUCAGUUUAUCUUGCUUGUGUUAAGCAUUGCCUGCGUAUUGGUUUCGUGAAGCCAACCUUUUAACAACAAAAGAAAAGCCACCCAACUUUGGCGGGUGUAACUACAGGUAUCAACCCCCUCCCCACUUUGGUCCAAAUUCCUGAGGAGUUGGAAAGACUUUCUGAAGGACGUCAAAGUCAGUACUUCUUAUUUUCCUAACUUCCACGCCGGAUUCUAUAACGCGUGACCGGCUCUUGUUCUGGGUGCUACAGGGUUAGAGAUACGAGCAAGACUAAUAUCGAAGACGAAAUGGCAAAAAGUCUUUUGACUACGUCUCUGUCUACAAGGACGAAACUGUUACAAACAGGAGUGUCGCUUUAUAAUACAUCUCAUGGUUUCCACAAGGAGGAAGUAAAAAAGAUACUGGAGCAGUUUCCUGGCGGAUCCGUUGACCUUCAGAAGAAACAGAAUGGCAUUGGCGUUCUCACGCUGAACAACCCCAAUAAAAUGAAUGCCUUCUCAGGUGUCAUGAUGCUACAACUUUUGGAAAGGGUAAUUGAAUUGGAAAAUUGGACAGAAGGGAAAGGCCUCAUUGUCCAUGGGGCAAAAAAUACUUUUUGCUCAGGAUCUGAUCUGAAUGCUGUGAAGGCACUCUCCACUCCAGAGAAUGGAGUGGCCUUAUCUAUGUUCAUGCAGAACACCUUAACAAGAUUUAUGAGACUACCGUUAAUAAGCGUUGCUCUGGUUCAAGGCUGGGCAAUGGGUGGAGGAGCAGAAUUUACUACAGCAUGUGAUUUCAGGUUAAUGACUGUGGAGAGUGUGAUCAGAUUUGUCCACAAGGAGAUGGGGAUAGUGCCAAGCUGGGGUGGUGCCAGCCGGCUGGUUGAAAUCAUCGGCAGCAGACAAGCUCUCAAAGUGUUAAGUGGGACCUUCAAACUGGAUUCCAAGAAAGCUUUAAAUAUAGGCUUGGCUGAUGAGGUCUUACAGUCUUCUGAUGAAUCUAAGGCUCUAGAAAAGGCCCAGGAGUGGCUAGAGCAGUUUGUCAGUGGGCCUCCAGAAGUCAUUAGAGGUUUAAAAAAAUCUGUUUGUUCAGCCAGAGAGCUGUAUUUAGAAGAAGCAUUACAGAAUGAAAGAGAUGUUUUAGGCACACUGUGGGGUGGGCCUGCAAACUUAGAGGCUAUUGCUAAGAGAGAGAAACAUACUAAAUAAUUUUUAAAAUGUGGUUGUACUACAAGUUUAAGCUGCCAUGAGAUGGAUGGAAGUGAUAUAAAAUGAGCAGCAGAAUUCAUCUGAAGUUAAUGUGCUUAUUUGGUUUGGGUGAUAACUUUCUAUAUCUCAAUUGGUUGGUUUUUCUUUCUUUUUUAACAUUUGCUUAAAGUCACUUCUACCAAUUUCUACUUUCCUAUAGUAAUUAACCUAGAACCAAAGGUCAAUUUUCAAGCAGGAAACCUAUCCCUGGGCUUAUCUUUUGUAACAUACUUAUAAUUUAAAUUUUAACGCUGGGUCUUAAACUUAUUAUGUAGUCAAGGAUAGUCUUCAAUUUCUAAUUCCUCUGCCACCACCUCCCAAAUGCUGGUAUAUACUAUGGUGUCUGGCCAUUUUGUUCUUUCUUAAGUUGGUGUAACUUACAAAAAACAAAAUAAAAUUUAUCUCAAAUUUUUCUUAUGAAGCAGAAAGCAGAGAGGAUUAGAGGCAUGUAAGAAAUAUUAGUCAUUUGUUCUGCUCUGUACACUUGAAAUACUGAUGGGAAUGGUUCUUCAGUAAAGAAAAAAUGUGCACCUUUGUUGAAUUUGGAGCUUUAGUUGGUCUUUUUGACCAACUAAACAGUGAAAGCCAUUACACUGACUGACUGUACAGAGUAGCUUUGCAUCGUUCCCUGGAAUUCUCAAGCCAAUGGUAAAAUAAACAGUACUACCGAUGGGGUUUUACAAUUGAAAUAAUUAAAGAAUCGUGAAGCAUCCUGAAACAGUAAUUUUCAUUUUUACCAGAUUCGUGAAUACUUAACUUUAAUUCUUGUGUAGCUGUCUUUUAAUACUAAAUUUAAUAAAAACACGUAAUUGAAACAUUA